AUGCUGACUAUAGCCAAGUUGGCGCGCAGGGUCCGACUAUUUAGGCAUACGGUAUCACCAGAACUACCCACAAAUCUUCCAGGUCUUCCGAAUGACAAAUUGCAAUCCUCAUGGAAACAUUGGAUCUCCCUAGAGGAGAGAAAACGCGCUGUGCUCGGAAUAUUUAUACUUGAUGCUGAGUUAGCGAAGAUCCAUCAUCAUGAGCCAUGCCUACGUCCUGCGAUCGAGCGUCUACCGAUCAUCUCCUCAGAUGAGAUGUUUGCUGCAAGCAACGCAAAUGCGUGGCGAGAGCUGGCUCUACAACAGGACCAGCAGUCUGGGAACAGGUCGAUGAAGGAGCGAAGUCUUCGAAGGAUGAGCAACUUCCAACUCUGUGCCACUCUUGAUUCCAUCAGUGCUAUGGCCUGUGAAUGCCAAGAACCUUUCUCAACUACACCCCAUACAGCCCAGAAAUGCCAGGAAAUCCUCCUCUCUUGGUACGAGACGCAUCUAUCUGCUGCUUCUCCUGUGGAGUCCUGGGCAUAUCCGUUAAAGAUUCUCUGGCAUUCCACUUUCAUCCUCUUAUACUCGAAUAUCGACGCUCUUGAGCGAGCCUGCGGCAGAGACGGCCCUGAGGCAGCUCGAGAAGCCAUUGGAUACGCUCGGCAGUGGGCAAACUCCGAGGAGGCGACCAGAUCUCUAAUACACGCUGUUUGCAUCAGAAAACACUUCGAGUCAAUGUCCAUUGGGUCUGAGUGUCCGCUACAUAUUCCCACCUGCCUUUACCACUGUGGGAUCAUCUGGUUUUCUUUUGGAAAUUUCGGGAAUAGCUGCAACGGAACUAUCAUCGAACGAAGCUUUCCAGAAUUAGAACUGGCUGGAGUGCAUCUUGGCGAAAUCGAUGCGGCAGAAUUGAGGAACAUUCAACUCGAGCAGAAGGCUGCGAACCAGGUCUUCGGGAUCAUCGGCCUCCUGAAGAGCAUACGCCAUUGGAAGCUAUCUUUGAGCCUUGCUUCAACCUUGCUUGCGCUUAUCGAGGGGCAGGAUAAUGUUUUCUAG
Penicillium cosmopolitanum is the source of this 1038-nucleotide messenger RNA. RefSeq lists its product as uncharacterized. The transcript is spliced from 2 exons. The coding region runs from base 1 to 1038 and encodes 345 amino acids. The record is from RefSeq and is a predicted model, not a curated record. Lineage: Eukaryota; Fungi; Ascomycota; Eurotiomycetes; Eurotiales; Aspergillaceae.